Molecule: messenger RNA, 4284 nt
Organism: Closterium sp. Naga37s-1
Lineage: Eukaryota; Viridiplantae; Streptophyta; Zygnematophyceae; Desmidiales; Closteriaceae
Source: the annotation of a GenBank genome assembly
AUGACCAUCCACGGAACCCUUUGCAGCACUUGCUCUGGACCAGUCCGAUCCUGCAGCCUCAAGGUCUGGUCUGGCACACAGGCGCGAGGCUCGGUGGAGACGAAGGGUGUGCAUGUGCUUGGCGGACCGGCAGACUACAGCAGGCCGACCGAAGGGGGACAAGGAGGGGCGAGGCGAGGGGAGGAGGGGGAGGAGGGAAAGCGGAAAGAGAGUGGAAGGGCUGGCGGUGCAGAGACGGAGGUGAAGGGAGGCAGAGCAGAGUCUGUGUGUGGUGGAGCGAUGAGAAGGCCAAGCAACAGUGCAGGCGGGCAUGAGGGCGGCAAUGAGGGCGGCAAUGGGAGCGGCAAUGGGGGCGGCAAUGGGGGCGGCAAUGAGGGCGGCAAUGGCGGCAGCAAUGGGGGCGCCAAUGGGGGCGGCAAUGGGAGCAGCAAUGGGGUGGAUGCGAGGCAAGGGCAGGGAGAGGGGUGUGCCACGUUAGCAGCGUCUGACGUGGACGCCAUCCUGACCUCGAACCCCGAGGGCCUUCUGGGCCUGCCUCUGCUGCUGCGCCAUCACCGCCAGCACCACGCCCACCGUCCUCCCCCCAAGGUGUGCCACAGCCGCCCACCUCCCCGCAAGGUGGUGUGCACGGAGGCUUCUCUGCGCACUGGCAGCGUCCACUGUGCUUUGAAUACCUCUCCCUUGCCCCCUUGCAUUUCUGCCCCUUCGCCGCACCGCCCCUCGCCCGUUGGCCCCGCAGGUGGUGUGCACGGAGGCUGCUCUGCGCAUCGCCAGGCUGGCAGCCAAGGAGAGGGCGAGACUGGUGCAGGGGAGGGGCGUGCUGGUGGAGGGUGCAGACGAGGCCCAUGCACCCCUGAGGUGCGCCCUGCUGUAAUGCCUGUGCCUCAUGCCACACCUGCCAUGCUCGCCCCACCUGCUAUGCUCGCCCCACCUGCUAUGCUUACUAUACACCACUGCCUGCCUGCCUGCCUCCGUGUCACCUCAUGCUGCACGAUCAUGCACUCUCACCCAGGCCCAUCGCUCUGCCUUCUUAUCCGCCCUCCCGUCAGUGAGAGCGAGGAGGUGGCAUGGCUGGCAGGUGUGCAAGGCGUGAGGUGGGGGGAGAGGGUGGGUGUGGGGCCGGGCGUCACUGCCAUUGCAGCUGCCUCGGGUGGUCCUCUUGGCUCUGCCUCCUGGUCGCUCCUUCACUGCCCCCACUCGCCCUCCCACUCCACCCAUGUCUCCCAACCCCACAUCUCCCACCCACACACCUCUUUCCCCGCCGCACAUCUCUCCUCUCAACAACCGCUGUCAUCAAUCUCACGCCCCUCCACUGACCUUUCCGCCGCUCCCUUCGCCUCUCAGUCCACCGCUUCAACCGCUUCCUCCUCCAACUGCUCUCACCUCGCCCUCCUCUUCUCAUCGCUGCCCUACACUACUCUCGCUGCUCCACCACAGCUGGAGCCAAUAAGAACUUGCCACGUGGCAGCUCUGUGUGGGCCCACGUCAGCCAGCUCUUCUGGCAGCCACACACGGACAGCAGACGGCAGGGAGGGGGGGUGGUCAAGGGUGGGGGAUGCGGAGCAUGGGAAAGGGCAUGUGGGAAGAGCGUGGGGUGAGGGAUGGAGGGGCGGUGAGGUGGGAGUGCAGGGCGGAUGGAAGGGCAGAGGUGGCGGGGUGGAGAGUGAGGCUCUCCGUGAGUCACGUGAGCAUGUGAGUGUGACGGCUGGGAGGGAAGGGACGGGAGGAGCUGAAGUGGCAUGCAGCGAUAGAGGGGGCAGUGCGAGGGAGGGGAGUGGAGGAGCGAGUGUGGGGAAUGGGGUGGAUGGUGCAGGGUGCAGUGCGGUGUCUGACAGCAUUGAAGAAGUUGUGAAUGUGAUUGCAGGGCGGGUGGCACAGGGAGGGCGAGUGGUGGUGCCGUGCUCCCCGUUGGGCCCCUCCCUGGACGUCCUGCUCGCCCUGCUCUCGCCCUCCCCAUCACCACCAGGCCCGCCAGCACAAUCAGCAGCAGCGCCAGCACCCCGUGUGGGAGAGGGCGUGCCGGUGGUGUACCUGUCGCCGGUGGCCAAGCAGGCGCUCUCCCUCGCCUGCAUCCUGCCUGAGUGGAUGCACCCCCGGGUGCAUGCUAGAGUGGGCCAGCCCAUCCACGCCAUCAGCAGCGCGCUCCUCUCCCACCCCUCCGCCAAACACAACACCAAACCAGCUUCCUCCCUUGCUGACGCACAUGGUGACGCCAGCAUGGGGGUGCGCAUGGUGGAGCUGCCAGGAGCUGUGGUGUUCCUGCCUCCAGCCUGCGCGCCCACCAUGCUGCACAGCGAGGACCGGACUUUUGGUGAGCGCCCUCUCCUCCCCCUCUGCCCUCUCCUCCCCCUCUGCCCUCUCCUCCCCCUCUGCCCUCUCCUCCCCCUCUGCCCUCUCCUCCCCCUCUGCCCUCUCCUCCCCCUCAGCCCUCUCCUCCCCCUCCGCCCUCUCCUCCCCCUCAGCACUCUCCUCCCCCUCAGCCUCUCCUCCCCCUCAGCCCUCUCCUCCCCCUCAUCCCUCUCCUCUCCCUCAUCCCUCUCCUCCCCCUCAUCCCUCUCCUCCCCCUCAUCCCUCUCCUCCCCCUCAUCCCUCUCCUCCCCCUCAUCCCUCUCCUCCCACUCCUCCCCCUCAUCCCUCUCCUCCCCCUCAUCCCUCUCCUCCCACUCCUCCCUCUCCUCCCAUUCCUCCCACUCCUCCCACUCCUCCCACUCCUCCCACUCCUCGCACUCCUCCCUCUCCUCCCUCUCCUCCUUCUCCUCCCUCUCCUCCCUCUCCUCCCUCUCCUCCCACUCCUCCCACUCCUCCCACUCCUCCCUCUCCUCCCACUCCUCCCACUCCUCCCACUCCUCCCACUCCUCCCACUCCUCCCUCUCGUCCCUCUCCUCCCUCUCCUCCCACUCCUCCCACUCCUCCCACUCCUCCCACUCCUCCCACAUCUCCCACUCCUCCCACUCCUCCCACUCCUCCCACAUCUCCCACUCCUCCCACUCCUCCCACUCCUCCCUCUCCUCCCUCUCCUCCUUCUCCUCCCUCUCCUCCCUCUCCUCCCUCUCCUCCCUCUCCUCCCUCUCCUCCCUCUCCUCCCACUCCUCCCCCUCAUCCCUCUCCUCCCCCUCAUCCCUCUCCUCCCACUCCUCCCACUCCUCCCACUCUUCCCUCUCCUCCCACUCCUCCCACUCCUCCCACUCCUCCCACUCCUCCCACUCCUCCCACUCCUCCCUCUCCUCCCUCUCCUCCCACUCCUCCCACUCAUCCCUCUCCUCCCACUCCUCCCUCUCCUCCCUCUCCUCCCACUCCUCCCUCUCCUCCCACUCCUCCCACUCCUCCCACUCAUCCCACUCCUCCCUCUCCUCCCUCUCCUCCCUCUUCUCCUUCUCCUCAGACUCCCACCAACGAGCUCUCCUCACCACCCACCCCACCAACCCUCCUUCUUCCCCUUCAUUGUUUUCACCUGGCGACCAUUCCAACCUUCCAGGAACCUUCUCCACGGCCCCCCUUCUUCCCUCGCAGACUCAUCCCGCAGACGUGCCAAUCACCAUCUCGCCCUUUCAGCCACUUGCCAUGCACGUCGCCACGUGCUGCCUGCUACCCUCUCACAGGCGGUCAGGCACACCACUGUCACGGGCCCUUGGUGCAGCUGCCACGGAGCACAUACCUCAGGGUACUACUGCGGCAGGAGGCACGCCCAUCGCAACGACUUGGGCACUCAAGGCUGUGCCUGCGGGGCAUGGGGGGCACGUGGAGGAUGGGGAGGGAGCAGGGGGGGAUGGCAGAGGAGGCAUGGCGGUGGGCGGUGAGCCCGGUGCCCCUCUCCUUUCUUUCCGCCAAUCUCCUUUCUCUGUGCCCCUCUCCCUCCUUCCUCGCCGCCCCUCCUCUUCCUCUCCGCCCCUCUUCUUCCUCUCCGCCCCUCUUCUUCCUCUCCGCCCCUCUUCUUCCUCUCCGCCCCUCUCCUUACUCACCACCCCUCUCCUUACUCACCACCCCUCUCCAUACUCACCACCCCUCUCCUUACUCGCCACCGCCCCUCUCCUUUCUCUCCCCCCCUCUCAUUUCUCUUCCCCCUUCUCCUUCUCCCUCCCCACCACCCCUCUCUACAGGUCCCAGAGGCCCUCCACGCCCACCUCGCAGCAGGCCUCCCGGCAGCCAUCGCUGUGCACCUUCUCAGCACCGCCAGCUGCCACCAUCCCCAUUAAGCACCAUGCGCUCAUCACGCUCACUGCCAUCGGUCUUGGAACCCACUGGGGCGAUCCCUGGCACAUAUGCAGUGCUGUCUCCAUUGGCUAG